Messenger RNA from Angiostrongylus costaricensis, 420 nucleotides. NCBI's taxonomy places the organism in Eukaryota, Metazoa, Nematoda, Chromadorea, Rhabditida, Metastrongylidae. The record is from the annotation of a GenBank genome assembly.
AUGCAGAACUGUCACACCCAGUUUAAAACCGGAUGUUUCUACGAAAAGAACUCACCGUAUUACUGUCACAGGGAUGCGUGGUGCGCGAACGAGUCACUGGUGUUGUUCGACACAGAUGAGACCUCGAAGUCGUGCGCCCCUUGGGAAAAAUUCUGUGUGACUGCAGUGACGACCAUCAAUAAGGCGUUCACAUCGGUGACACGUGGAUGUGGUGAACGUUGCUCUGAACUUUGCGAAUCCAUCGGAUACGGUCACGACCAGGUGAACUGCGAUGACUGCUGUGAGGAGGACCUAUGUAAUUCGAACUUUUCUGUGCAGUACUACCAGGAGAUGAUGAGCCGACAAUAUACUUCGUGGUUCAUUCCGUUGCCCGGUGAGGUCAACUGGAACAGAAAGCACAAAUAUAGGUUUCCUUACUAA